AUGACAGGGGUUAUUGGGAAAUGUCUCGGGCACAAAAUUGGCAGCUUGGACCAGUUAAAUCUAAUCGAGUUACGAAUUCUAUAUGCCAUUGUCCGACACAAGGAUUUGGACUUUGCUCAGUUAUUCUUUGAUCAUCUUGUUGAGUGUAUCAGUGGCAAUAAUCGACCAACAUAUUUGUCAUACCCUCGAUGGAUUGCUCUUCUUUUCGCUCACGCUGGGAUGGGGUACGACAUCAAUCACAAGGCAUCUAUUCUAACUCCAACUUUAUCCUCUAAAAUUAUCAAAGUUGGUUCUACAGAAGGAGACAUUCACUUGUUUCAGCGAAUGCUUCUCUGGAUAGAACAUCCUUAUACUAUUGACGAUGAAGAUGAAGAUGAAUAA
Molecule: messenger RNA, 381 nt
Organism: Lactuca virosa
Lineage: Eukaryota; Viridiplantae; Streptophyta; Magnoliopsida; Asterales; Asteraceae
Source: the annotation of a GenBank genome assembly